Molecule: messenger RNA, 1126 nt
Organism: Candoia aspera
Lineage: Eukaryota; Metazoa; Chordata; Lepidosauria; Squamata; Candoiidae
Gene: CD8A
Product: CD8 subunit alpha
Exons: 6
Coding region: 126-830 (234 amino acids)
Biological process (GO): cell surface receptor signaling pathway; cytotoxic T cell differentiation; T cell mediated immunity
Cellular component (GO): external side of plasma membrane
Source: RefSeq, a predicted model, not a curated record
UCUUCUGAGAGGGAGGGAAAGUAGCUGACAUCAUAUCCUCUUCCACUAGCAGGGACCUAUUUCAUCCAUCAAACUAGAUACAAUUCUCCUGUGCCUUUCCUAAAGAGAGAUUGCGAAAAGAGAAAAUGGCCAGAAUUUUCUCUCUCCUAUGGCUCCUUGGUCUGAUUUUAGGCUGCUGCAGGUCCCAGACAGAAAGAAUAGAAAUCAAGAUGAUCAGCAAUCUUCCUAAAGCUUUUGGAGCCAAAGUGGAAUUCAAGUGUGAGACUAACCACAUGGAUGUCGGAGUGUUCUGGGUUCUUCAGAAAUCGGAUGGUAUACACCACUUCAUCUCACAUGUUACAUCAAGAUCUAAAGAGAUAGCAGGUACCCUCACAGGCUACAAGGCUUCAAAAACUGGCAGCUUUUACCAGCUAACUAUUGCCAGCUUUGAGGAAAAUCAUGAGGCUACCUAUUACUGUGUGCGCCAUCGCAAUCAGAAACUGAUUUUUAGCUUGGGCAUCACAGUCCAUCUGCCGGUGAAAACUACCACCCCGCUUCCUACCAUCGCACAGAAAAAUUUAUUCAGCACCAAAGGGCUGGUAAAAGAAGAAGCUAUGAAAUCUCCGAAUUCUACAAUCUUAGCAAAGACAAAUCCAGAAAGUAUAAUGUUCUCCUGUGAGCUUUAUAUCUGGGUUCCCUUAGCUGGUGUUUCUCUCCUUCUGCUGAUAUCCUUGGUAAUUGUCAUAUCAGUGUGCUGUGGUCAAAGGAGAAGCAGAAGAACAUGCAAAUGUAUACGGCCAACCAAUGGAACCAAUGGAACACACACUAAACCACUCCAGGGCAAUAAGUAGGACUUGCAACUGGAUUUCUCCAUGCACUCUUGCUGUGUUGUAUAAAUCCAGCAUCAUCAACAGAGAGAUUCCAAUAUGCUUGUAAUAGUUCUCUGUUCAUAUAUCAAGGACGAAUGUCUUAGAUCAGAUCUUUGAAAUUAUAUGCUGUAGAAAUUUAUUCCCCAGUUGCUGUAAGUUGUAUUCAUUUACUCAGCAAACAGUUUCUCUGUAAAUUAUCAUGAGAUGAAUUUGCUCCUGCAGCUGACCACACUGAUGCAUUAUGAAAAUAAAGUUAAUAAUUUAGUUUUAAAACAACA